UCUGAAUUAGCUCCUGUUGGAAUUCGUUUAAGUUUUGAUCAAGUGGAUUUUUUGACGGAGAUUUGAGGUUCUGAGGUUUUUGUUUAAGAAUUUGGAAUUCUUUAAUGAAAUUUGAUAGAUUCUGGGGAAGAUUUGGUGAAGAUUAGAGUAGAAAUGGAGAAGAAUAGAGUAAGCAGGAGGGAGACAUCAUCUGUUAUUGGUGAAAGCUUUUCGUUGUCUCGACGAAGAUCGCGCAGCAGCAUUGGGUUUCGAGACUCCUCUGGAGUUUGUGAUGCUGAGGAUGACGGAAGCGAUUCUAUGAGAGAUCAGUCUAAUGAGAAGAAGGAGCGGUCUAGUAGGAGGAGGAGACUGAAUUCGAACGGGAGGUAUCAUGUCGAUAGGGAUGAAGAGAAUGGGAGCUCUAAUGAAAGCAUGAACGAUGAUGACAACGAUGAAGAUGACAGACAUGUUCUUGGUAGUGGCACUGGUGGUAGCUUUUCAAUGAGAAUUGAAAGACCAAAGCAUCCACAAUUGAAGGGACGGGAUGACAUGCUUGGGGUUUCAGUUCCUCGAAGGGCUCGCUCUGCUUCGGUGAAGAGGUUUCAGGAUUCGUGUUCCAUUGUUCGGCAAUUCUCAUCUCCUUUGCCUAUUCCGACUAGUGCGGCAUCUCCUUCUCCACCUUCAUCGAAUGCAUCAACCAAAGCCCCAAGAAAAAUGAUGAAACCCAUGACAAAAGCAAAACUUUCGAAGACAUCAAAGGUUUCCAUUUCUGAAAGUGAAGUUGAAGUUGCUCAAUUCUUGUAUGGACUUACUAGGCUACAAUCUCAUCAAUCUCCUGUCAAGUCAGAUGCCUUUAGGAGUCCUUCCCAAGUUGAUCACAAGCACAAUUCGUCAAAUGAAGUUUUGGUUUUAGCUCCAUCUAAAAUUUCAUCUCCUAGGUCAACUCCGGUUUCUCCUCCAUCUUCACAGCUGUCGAUCUUGCCGCAAAAUUCAAGCUCUAUACCUACAAGUGUUACAGUUCCGAAGAGGAAGAAACCAAGAGCUGUACAGUUGGAAGAUGGUUAUGACUCCACAAUGAUGGCCUGUGCUUCUAAGCCUUCUGUAUGCAACAACCUUGGGAAUAGUUCAAACAGUUCAAUUCCUGCUUCUUCAUCCGAAACUGAAGGAAUUAUAGGUUCCCCAGCUGCAAAACCAGAGGUUUUAUCCGCAAAGUCAGAUAAAAAUAUCAUAUCCAAUGAAGAGUCUACUUCUAAACCAGAAACUUCCUUGCCAGUUUCUUCACCUUCACUAACUUCUUUUCCAGAAAACCUUCCCUUGACAGAGGGGAAACCAAAUGCUAAAAGUUCAAUAGAGUCAAAGACUUCCGUAUCACUGGAAAAGAAUCUUCAAACCACUGACAGUCCAAAAGCGGAGGAGGCUGAAGCUUUAGAAGUCGACUUGCAGGCUUCUGUUGAUGUUGUGGAGAAAGAAUCAAGCCCAAUGGGCCAAGAUAUUUCUGCUCCAUUGAUAUCAGAUGUUAAACUGGAUACUCCUAACAUUACAUCACGAGGUUCUGUAGCUUCUGAGGAAACAAAGAUGAUGAAAUUUGAAAUUGAUCUGAUGGCUCCCCCUAAAAACGAUGAUGAUGUGCUUGAUGAAGUGGGUACAAAUGCUUCUCAGACAUCAAACCCUGAUACACUGAACCCAGUCAUUGGUAAAGCAAGACAGACUGAAGUGAACAUCAAUACUGAAGGACAAGUGGAGGCGGAUGAAGCAAGACGAAAGCACAAUUACAAUGUUCUGGAUCUAGAGCAGAAUAAGCAGAUGAAGGAGACUGUGAAGGUGGCAGCCUUGGACAAGCAAUUGUAUAACGAGAAGAAAAGUGGAUCAUCUAAUGUCGAUGAUCAGAACCAUUUGGAUAAGAGUGACAAUAAGCAGCCCUCUCAGAAACUAUUGAGAAAUUCAGCAAGACCAACUGAUAGAACUGGUUUACCUGUUGGAAUCAUGGCAUCCACGUUAAACCCGAUUUCAAUUACAGUCCCCAGCUGGCCUGGUGGUCGUCCUCCAUUCGGGUAUCUGGGUUCAAGUCCAUCAAAUCUUUCAGGAUUGCAAGUUGUCCAAGCCAUUGUGCCCAAGGAAGGGAACUGCGCAAUCCCAAAUCCACCUUUUAUGAUGCCACCGCAGGCACGGCCCAGUCGCUGUGCCACCCAUUGCUUCAUUGCUCGGAAUAUACAUUUUCAGCAACAAACAGCUAGACUCAAACCUUUUUGGCAUGCUGCAGGCUCUGCAGCUCCUUAUGGAGGCAAACCGUACAAUUUGAAUAUGUUGCCACCUUCAGAGUCAAUACUUUUCGGUGCUGGUUCCUUAGUAAGAAAUCCAAACAUGGUUCCCAAUGGUAAUCAUGGACCUGCUUCAGUAAUGACACUAAAUGGAUACAAUUCAACAGGCCAACUUCCCAACUCUUUUGCAGAUAACCAAAAAAAGCCAUGUCAGCUUCCCCAAUCAGCACAUCAGAUGCCCGCUUUCAUUUUUCCAUUCACCCAGUCCAGAACAAGUGGAAUCAAAUCUAGCAAUGGAGUGGAAAAUGCUAGUCUGGUAUCUGCAUCUUCUGGGUCUGUAGCUGCUCCUUCUGCAUCUGUGAAUUCCAAGUUCAGUAACAUAGCAGCAAAAUCAGAUCCACAAUACCUCUCAAUGCUUCAUGGCAGUUAUCCUUUCCCCAUUCCAGCUGCAUACAGAGCCCAUAUGCCACAACAACAGCGGCCGGGAGCUCCUCCUCUCUUCGGCGGGUCUCUUUAUCCUGCUCAUCUGUUGCAGCUCCAGUCACGCAUGCUUCCACAUACCCAUAACCAGAACCAAUCCACUUCAUCUGUAUCUUCGUCAAAGUCCCCUGCAGAAUCUUGCCGCAAUGAGGCUGAACCUGUCCAGGACCAAGAGGGUGGUUCUGAAGUCCAGGUCCUACCUAUUCAGAAGGAUGUUCCGGGCCAAAAUGUUUCUGGGAUACCAAAUUUCCAUCAGAAUUUUGCUAUCGUACCUCCGUUUUUCAGAGGAAACCAGCCACAGCAGCAACCUGGUGAUCCUAAUCUACAUAUGAGAUUGAAAGGCUUGGAGGCCACUGCUGGAUCUUUUCAUUCUGGACAUUCUAUGUUGCAGACCAUGCCAAAUUUUGGGCUUCACCAAUAUUGGAUGGGUGGUGGGAACAUCCCCAAUCAAGCAGUAAAUCAAUCAAAAGCUCCUUCAAAAUCUGCUUCUGUCACAGUCACUGAUAAGUUUCUGGAGCCUAGUCAUGGUCAGUCAUUACCUGUGUCUGCUAGGCAGCAGCAUCAAAAACAGGUCGUGGCUCGAACCCAACCAUUGGAUUCUUCUGUUUCGGCAGCUGGAGGAUCAUCUCGAUUGGAUCAUACUGACCGUAUCCUGGCAGGCUACUCAAAUGCUGGAACCAACUUCCAAGCAGGUACGAUGGGUUUUCCUCAGUGGAAAAUGCCACCUUCUGAGAGGGCUGCCCCUGGAUCCUUACCGGGCAAUUUUGUUCAAUCAGGCAUGGCAGUGGCAGCGGUGGCAGAGACUCAAAACGCUGGAAGCUCAGAUGUGAAGGCAUCAAGGGGGGCCUCACCACCUAUGAAUCCUACCCGUAUAGCUCCCUCAUCUGGACUAUCUGUCAUGGCUCUGUCAGAUCAAGCCCAGUGCCAACCCAAGACACAGCAACUCUACUUCUUCAGCGAGUCCACACACCAGAAUUCUGGUAGUAGCUGUACCCUGUCAUCUCAGAGGCAUUCUACAGAGACAAGUUCAGAAAGACAAGCCAUGUUUGCAGAUGCUCUCAAUUGGAGAAGACCAGAGAAUCAACAGGCCCAGCCAUCUCUGACAGUGGGAUACCUAGAUGGUGGGAAGAACCCUGCGGUGUUUGGCCAUCCUUUGGCUGGAAGUUCAGUUGCAGUAAUGGCUGCAGCAUCUUAUGCCCAGUCAGCAGCGAACUUCCCCAUGAAAUCAGCUGAACAGAAACCGGCAGCAGCUUGAGAAUUUGAGACAAAAGAUAGUUUCUAGAGGAGGAAAUAAUACAAGAGAGAAACAGGAAUGGACAUUUCAUGCAGGGGGUU
Messenger RNA from Telopea speciosissima, 4052 nucleotides. Its product is annotated as protein TIME FOR COFFEE-like. Gene Ontology annotation, cellular component: nucleus. The record is from RefSeq and is a predicted model, not a curated record. NCBI's taxonomy places the organism in Eukaryota, Viridiplantae, Streptophyta, Magnoliopsida, Proteales, Proteaceae. The transcript has 15 exons. Bases 154 to 3972 code for a protein of 1272 amino acids. Gene Ontology annotation, biological process: regulation of circadian rhythm.